Clunio marinus is the source of this 180-nucleotide messenger RNA. NCBI's taxonomy places the organism in Eukaryota, Metazoa, Arthropoda, Insecta, Diptera, Chironomidae. The record is from the annotation of a GenBank genome assembly.
AUGUCAUGUGAGUUGCUCUGUUUACUCUUCAUCGUGUUCACAUUGAUUUAUGAACCAAAAUAUUGCCCAUCGCCGCCCACAUGGCACUUAACAACGACAUCUAAAGUUCGCACUCAAAUAAUUUUGAAAUUGUUGGGAAAAUGUUUGCAUGAUGUUAGAGUUGGUUGGAUAAGAAAUUAG